AUCCAGAGCAAAAAAUGCCUUAGCAAGAGGUCCAGUGGAAGAAAGGACAGAGCCAGGUGCACCAACAAAUGAAAAUUCUCUAUAUGUACAAAAUAGAGAAGGAUCACAUCCAGGCAAAGUUAUUGUAAACGAGGGUUUUGUUAUUAAUGAUGCAUGUACAAAUAAAGUGAUUGUGGAUCUGGAGUCAACAACAAAUGACAUUACAACCACUGUAGAACCAACAGCCUCAAAAUCCCAGCAAGAAAGUGAAAUGAAUGUUUCGUUCAAUGAAGGCAGCAGCUUGGACAGCUCUUCUGAUAUGGAUAGCUUACAGAAAACAAUUCGUUUAGAUAUGGCAAUCCCAUUCAUCUCCCGCCAAAAGAGGCAGCGGAUUCCUAAAGUGCCUUCGACGCCACCAUUUGCCAUGCCACCGAUCCAGGAAGAUCAAAUGUCACCAAAAAAGGAGAAAAAUUUUGACCCAAGUUCGUUCAAAUUUGGUUUAAUGAGAAACAGUAUCCGAAAAAAUGAAGCACCCGCCAGUCUCCUCAAAAUGCAACAGAUUGAAACAAAAUCAAAAGUAAUUAAACGUGUUUCAGCUGAGCAGAGUUUGCUCUUUAAAUCUCUGGCUCGUAAAAAGCCUCCAUUUGAAAAACAUGAUCGUGUGCAGGAUGAUCUUGCUUCUGCAUCUGACAGCAAGAGAUCACGUUUAGAGAUGGAAAAGACACUUGGCCAAGCAUCCAAAUUAUCAACAGAACCUGUGGUGAAAUCCGCUGAUAUCUCGCCAUCAUUACUGAACAAUGAUGCUGAUAAAGGAUUUGAAUUUGAUUGGUCUUCAGAGACCCAGUUGCCAGAUAACACAGAAAAAUGUUUGAAAUCUAAUACCUCUGAAAAUGAAAGUAAUUCUGUUGUUUUUGCAUCAGAAAAGCAUUUGGAAAAUGGUUUAACCACCCCUAAUUUGAAACCAAACCUCUUGGAAAUUAAUACAAAUUUUGGGGCUAUUGCGAACACGAAUGCAUUUGUCAGUGAACCCACAUUCCAGGGGCUGGACUCUUUGCACAUUGAUCAAAAUCUUCCAAGCUUAUUCGGUGCUGACCUGUUCACUCCCAAGUCUGUAAUGCCUAAUCAACCAGACGUUGGGAUACCAGAAAAGGAAAAUUUAAAAUUAAAUGCUAGACCUGGAAAGAUUAUCAUUUAUAGUCGGCCCAGACUCAAUGGAGAAGCUUUUGAAUUCCUUCAUGAUGUUCAGGAUGCUACAGCCUUGAAGCUGUCCUCUGAAAUUUCCAUUAGAGUAGUAAGAGGCUGUUGGCUGCUUUAUGAAAAACCAAACUUUGAAGGUGGCAGAGUUGCAUUGGAGGAAGGUAUAGUGGAGAUGGCAGAUAUUUGGGGAAAGAAGAUGGAUGGAGACAGUUCUGACAAUACAUCUGCCUCUAAUGAAUCUGUUAUUGGAUCAAUAAGAAGAAUAAUUAAGGAAUGGUGUUUGCCUGAAAUAGAUUUAUGUACAGAGCUGAAUGGUUUAGGAAGAAAAACAACAUACUUUGAUGAAAUGGAGGAAGUACAGACAUAUGGGGUUCUGGAACCAACAUUAUCCCUUGAAGUAUUUUCAGCCACUUGGCUGCUCUUCGGAGAGCCCUUCUAUCAAGGAAAUUCUUACAUUGUGGAACCUGGUCAGUAUCCAUGUCCAGAAUCUUGGGAAGCAAUGGAUCCAUACAUCGGCUCGUUAAGACCAUUAAAAAUGGGUACAUUGAAAGUAGAAAAACUUCAUGAUCAUAAGGUCAUUGUAUAUGAAAAACCUUUCUUUGAAGGCAAACAGCUAGAAAUCAAAACGGAUGUAUUCAGCUUCACUGGAGAAGAUGAAGUAUCAGCUUUGUGCCACACUUAUCCCUUUGCAAGUAUUGGGUCGAUGAAAGUUUUAGGAGGAUUCUGGGUUGGUUAUGAGAAACCAGGGUUUCGAGGUCAUCAAUAUGCACUGGAGGAAGGGGAGUAUCGAGCGUGGAAUGAAUGGGGAGGCUACAACGAACACCUUCAAUCUUUGCGGUUUAUCCACAUUGACUUGUCAAAUCCAGUCAUGAUAAUGUACAGUGAAGAAAACCUUUCUGAAAAAAGUGGAAGCAUUGAAGUAGUAGGGCCUGUCCCGGUCUUGGAGGAGACUGAACAUGGAUUGAGGACAAUGUCUAUAAAUGUUCUCAGUGGAGCCUGGGUUGCGUAUGAGAAUUCUGAUUUCACAGGAGAACAGUACAUUCUGGAGAAGGGACUAUACAGUAAAUUUGAAGACUGGGGAGCAACAAAUUGUACCAUCGCUUCAGUUCAACCUGUUCUAGUGGAUGCAAUGGAUAGUGAACUGUCUAAAUUCAAGGUGAAAUUGUUUUCUGAGCCUGAAUUUCAAGGAAAUGUACAAAUCUUUGACAUGGAUGCAGUCCAAUUUCCUGAUGGUUUUUCACCCAAGUCCUGUGAAGUUCUAUCUGGCAGCUGGGUGGCUUAUGAUGCAGAGAAUUUCACUGGUAACCAAUAUAUACUUGAGGAAGGAACUUAUCCUAAUUUGGCAGCUAUAGGAUGUAUAGCUGAUGCAUGUAUCAAAUCCGUAAAGACAGUAAACUUUUGUUUCUCCGUGCCAGACAUAAUGCUCUUUAUGCGAGAGAAAUUUGAAGGAAAGAAAGUUGAGUUGAUUUCAGAAGUGCUGAACCUGAAAUUAGAAGGAUAUAAUACUCAUAUAUUUUCAGUCAAAGUUAAUGGUGGAAUAUGGAUCGCUAUGAAGGCAGUAACUACAAAGGGCCGACAGGUAUUGCUACAGCGUAAGAUACCCAGUUGGCAUCAGCACACUGGAUGGCAUGGGAUUGGUUCUCUGCGUCCCCUAAUUCAGAGGCGAGUAUACUUCAGGGUACGAAACAGAGGUACUGGAGCAUUCUUGACGUUGACUGGAGAACUGACUGAUAUCAACAUGAUUCGAGUACAGGCUUCAGAAGAUACAGGAAUGGAUGAUCAAAUCUGGUUCUACCAGGAUGGGUACAUCAAAAGCAAGGUGGCAGAAGAUUGCUGCUUGGAUGCAACCGGAAGCUUACUUGGUGUGGGUUCAAGACUGGGCAUUUCAAUACUUCACAGUAAAGACAUUCAGAUCUGGAGCAUCAGUUCAGAUGGAGUCAUAUGGAAUUGUAUUAGGACUGAGCUGGUUAUUGAUAUAAAAGGGGGUCAGCAUUAUGACAAGAAUCAAACUAUUCUCAGCAAAUUUGAUGAGGUUCGGCCAACACAGAGGUGGGACCUGGAUAUUGUUUGAUCCUUUCGAAAUAGAAACAGAAACGGAAAACGCCCUAGCACUUUCUAAAUAUUAUUGUCUACUGUUAGUACAAUGUUACACUUUCAAGUAAAUUCAAUAAAUAGAAAUGUUGGAAUCUCAAAUAUUGUUAUUUCUUAUUAACAACUGCCAUCUGCUUUAUGUUACAUUAUAAUCUUGUCUGAAGUCAUUAUUAUUCUUGCACUUAGUUCAUGUGUUGGCAACUGGCUGCUCUUGUUUUAGUGUUUAACUGAGGAAAGCUCAUACCUGGUGCAAAAAAUGCUUUCAAAUAUAUUUUUUGAAUAGUAUUUAUAAUUGACUAACCCUGCUCACUUAUUUUACUGAACACUGGAAAUCUGCUUCAGGAAACGGGUAUAAUAACUUCUCUUGCAAAUUAAUGCAUUAGGAUGAAGAUAUAUUUUUGCAAUGAUCCAAUACUGACACAGUAGUUCUCUGUAAAAGUAUUGCUGCAGAUGGCAGUUCAUAACAAUAUCAGAGGGUAACAUGCAGAGUGGAAUAUCUGUCACAUUGGAUGCUUAUGUUGUAACUGCUGUUGUGCUGCCUUAGUUUGUUCAAAACAUUAAAAGUUCAGGAUAUAUUCUUGGCAAUUGAGAUGGAUAUAAAACUUCCUUUAAACAUGUAGCUACUGUAAUGGCUCUGGGUUUGUUGGAACAAAUUGAAAGUCAGAGAUAAUUUAAAAAUUUUAAGAACUGUUCUUUCAAGUAGUUCUGGCUCUUUAUUGAUGACUUUCAUUUUGUGCCUGAAUUAUGAACUUGGGUUCAAUUUUAAAUUGUUUGCAUUAAAAAGCUAUUCUUACACUUUGUGUAAUAUAGUAGUUGGUCCUGAUCGUUUUAACACAGUCACAACUCACUAAUAUACAGAUUUUAAAAAAGUAAAUUUCACACAAAUUACCUGAGGAUGAUUUAACAUAGCGAUGUGGAUGUCCUCUCACUCACAUCUUUGUAGCAUGUUGAGAGUUGUUAUGGGCAGGCCCAGCAAUUCCUCCUCUGUUAUUGAGGCAGUUUAAAUGGCGGUAUUAUUUGAUAAACUGUGUCAGGGAUCAUCAUAAACAGUCUCACCUUAAGUUUCAUAACCUUUUAAUUAAUCAUGCAUUCUUUGUACUUUAAAGUAACAGAUGAACUGGGAUCUACAUCUAUGUAGUUGUAUUAUCUUUAGUAUUAGGUUUGAUGAUAUUUUACCUGUACUAUCCUCUUGCUCACUUUUUUCAAUUCAGAUAUUGCAACAAUUAUUUGUGACCUAAACUUGGAUAAAUACUUGUAUAACCAUAUUAUUUACAGUUAUUUUGGUACCUGAAAGGUGGACAAUGUUUUAUUUCCCUUAACAGAAUUUAGUUGCUACUAUCAGCAAUGGUACUGUGUUUGUUACUGUUUUGAACUGUUUAUGCAAAAACUUGCAAAAUAAAAUGUUUAAAAUUUGA
Pristis pectinata (smalltooth sawfish) is the source of this 4682-nucleotide messenger RNA. RefSeq names its product beta/gamma crystallin domain-containing protein 1-like. Gene Ontology annotation, molecular function: structural constituent of eye lens. The record is from RefSeq and is a predicted model, not a curated record. Gene Ontology annotation, biological process: lens development in camera-type eye; visual perception. Lineage: Eukaryota; Metazoa; Chordata; Chondrichthyes; Rhinopristiformes; Pristidae.